Molecule: messenger RNA, 2047 nt
Organism: Nyctereutes procyonoides (raccoon dog)
Lineage: Eukaryota; Metazoa; Chordata; Mammalia; Carnivora; Canidae
Gene: SUSD4
Product: sushi domain containing 4
Exons: 8
Coding region: 129-1367 (412 amino acids)
Biological process (GO): negative regulation of complement activation, alternative pathway; negative regulation of complement activation, classical pathway
Source: RefSeq, a predicted model, not a curated record
CCGCGCCCCAGCGCCCGGGGAGCCGAGGGGGGCGGGCGCCGAGGCUGGUCGCGCCCAGAUGCGGGUCGGGGCGGCGCGGGGCGGCGGCGGCAGGCGCCUGCGAGCCGGAUGCGGCGCGUGCAGGAAAGAUGCAUCCUGGAACGACCCCGAGCGCGGGCGCAGGACUCCGGGAGCCGCCGCCGCCGCCCCCCCGCAGGCUGCUGGCCGCCGUCCUGUGGAUCCAGCUGGCGCUGUGCUUCGGGCCCGCACAGCUCACGGGCGAUUGCCGUGUCCCUCAGAUCGAAGAUGCAGAGAUCCGUAACAAGACCUACAGACGCAGGGACACGCUGACGGUCGCCUGUCACGAGGGGUUCAGGAUCCGUUACCCCGACCCGUACAACAUGGUUUCCUUGUGUCGUGAUGACGGGACGUGGGACAACCUGCCCCUCUGUCAAGGCUGCCUGAGACCCCUGGCCUCUUCCAAUGGCUACGUGAACGUCUCCGACUUGCAGACCUCCUUCCCGGUAGGGACGGUCAUCUCCUACCACUGCUUCCCCGGAUUCAAGCUGGAGGGGGCCGAGUCCCUCGAGUGCUUGCACAGCCUCCUCUGGUCAUCCAGCCCACCCCGGUGCCUUGCUCUGGAAGUGUGUCCGCUGCCCCCCACGGUGAGUCACGGCGACUUCAUCUGCCACCCGCGGCCUUGCGAGCACUACAGCCACGGGACCGUACUGGAGUUCUACUGCGACCCCGGCUACAGCCUCACCAGCGACUACAAGUACAUCACGUGCCAGUACGGGGAGUGGUUUCCUUCCUACCAGGUCUACUGCAUCAAGUCAGAGCAAACGUGGCCCAGCCCCCACGAGACCCUCCUGACCACGUGGAAGAUCGUGGCGUUCACGGCGACCAGCGUGCUGCUGGUGCUGCUGCUCGUCAUCCUGGCCAGGAUGUUCCAGACCAAGUUCAAGACCCACUUUCCCACCAGGGGACCUCCCCGGAGCUCCAGCAGCGACCCAGACUUCGUCGUGGUGGACGGGGUGCCGGUCAUGCUUCCGUCCUACGACGAGGCUGUGAGCGGAGGGUUGGGGGCCUCGGGCCCCGGGUACCUGGCCGCCGUGGGCUGGGGCUGCCCUUUGCCUGUGGACGACCAGAGCCCCCCUGCAUACCCCGGCGCAGGGGACACGGACACGGGCCCAGGGACGUCCGAACCCUGUGACAGCAGCUCGGGCCCUUCUGAGCUGCUCCAGAGUCUGUACCCGCCUUCCGGGGGCCACGGGGGCCCACGCCCCGGCAGCGUGGACACGGGUGCUGGCUCGGUGGGAGAGGCGGCGUCCACCAGCCCAGGCAUCAACAUCGCAGACGAGAUCCCACUGAUGGAAGACGACCCGUAGCCAGCAGAUCCGCGAGGACCCCCACCCUCCGGGGACCGAGCACCUGCGAGCAAGGCCCAGGGGCACGGAGCAGGGGCGCAGGGUCUGCAGCUCCGUGCCCGGGACCGAGACGCGCCCCUGCUCCUGGCCUGACUCUGCGGCUGGCACGUGCUGGCGGCGGUUCCCACAACCUCGCAGGCAGUGGGUGCAGAGGGGCCUGGCGCUCCCGGGGGGGCUCCACUCACCUCCGCUGAAUCCGCACCCGGGACUUGAGCUGAGGGCACCUCCCGCCGCCCCCAUGUCCCUCACCAAUUCACCCCGGGUCUGCUCCCUGCGGCGCGGCCUCCGGGUGAACGGCUCCGGGUGCCCGGGCGCAGGCCCGUCCCCGGGACGCGGUACUCGAUGGCGGGGCGCGGGCCGACCAUCCCCAAGUGCGGUUCCUCUGAGCCUGCCUUUGCCGAAACCGGUCGGAAUCCGUGUCGUGGGCCCAAUGGCACGCGGACCGGGCUCCUGUCUCCUGACUUCGUGGGCGCUUGGCCGUGCUCGGACAUGACCCGGCGGAGACGGCCACAGGCACAGUGUCCGGCGUCCAUCACGCGAGCCCCGCCGGUCGUCUGCUACCCCACCCCCAGAAUGCAGCCAUACGUUUAUUUUCCAAAACAGAAAUUGUUUCUGUAAACGUGCUCCUCCUCCAAAUAAAG